Podarcis lilfordi (Lilford's wall lizard) is the source of this 273-nucleotide messenger RNA. Lineage: Eukaryota; Metazoa; Chordata; Lepidosauria; Squamata; Lacertidae. The record is from the annotation of a GenBank genome assembly.
AUGGGCUGCGCUCCCAGCAUCCACAUCUCAGACAGCAGGGUGGUUUAUCACAGUAGCAAAGAGACGGAGGACUCGAACUCGUCGUCGCAGCAGCAGCAGCAACAGCAGCAAGGCAACCCUGUCUCUGGAUUAUUCAUUAAAUCUUCCAACACCUCCGCGUACAAGUUGAGGACUAAUCCUUCCAAGAAAGACAAGCAGGACAACAUGGAGGGGGAGUCUCGCACCAGCAGAUCCAGUGUUAAGGUAAUGGAAAAAGUCGAGUCGUUUGGUUGA